Messenger RNA from Oncorhynchus nerka (sockeye salmon), 769 nucleotides. Its product is annotated as CKLF-like MARVEL transmembrane domain-containing protein 8. Gene Ontology annotation, biological process: myelination. Gene Ontology annotation, molecular function: structural constituent of myelin sheath. Gene Ontology annotation, cellular component: membrane. The transcript has 5 exons. Bases 55 to 567 code for a protein of 170 amino acids. The record is from RefSeq and is a predicted model, not a curated record. NCBI's taxonomy places the organism in Eukaryota, Metazoa, Chordata, Actinopteri, Salmoniformes, Salmonidae.
UUUUUUUCAUAAUCCAGGGGGGCAGGAUCCAAACGCAGUAGAUUAAUAUUGAAGAUGGAAGGAGCAGCAACGCGCACUGUGAUAACGUCUACCAGCAGCAGCACGGACAACUUUUCCACCUCUACUCUGGCAUGUGAUAGGCACUUUUUUCGCACUGCUUCGGGGCUCCUCGUUUUCGCAGAAAUAGUGUUUGGUCUGCUGGUAUGGAUGCUGAUAGCAGGGACAGAGUACUUCCGUGUGUCUGCCUUUGGGUGGGUCAUGUUUGUGGCCAUCUUGUACUGGGUCCUGACGGUCAUCUUCCUCAUCAUCUACCUGACCAUGGCUUACAACAGGAUCCCUCAGGUCCCCUGGACAACUGUGGGUCUGUUCUUCAACAAUAGUGCUACAGUGAUGUAUGUGGUGGCAGCAGCAGUAGACGCAGCCUCAAUCAGCCAUGCUGUUAAGGGACGCCAUAACUACAACUGCUGGGUAGCAUCCACAUUCUUUGCCUUCCUGGUGUCACUCUGCUAUGCAGGAAGUACAUAUUUAAGUUUUAAAUCGUGGAGAUCAAGGGAUGAGGAACAAUAACCAAUCACAAAGGACAGCUAAAGUAUAUCCGUUAUGGAACACAAGAAGAAUGCAACAACCACUCCUUCCCUUUGGAAUGCAUUUCUAUAUUUAAUUUCUGUUAUAUUUCUGUUAUUUUAGAGUUAUGGUGUGUUUCAUCUGUUGGAAUGACAGACCCUGAACCUCAGUGGUGUUUUUACUUCUUAUUCACUCAUGAGUUUAA